Messenger RNA from Acanthisitta chloris (rifleman), 432 nucleotides. RefSeq names its product galectin-related protein A-like. Lineage: Eukaryota; Metazoa; Chordata; Aves; Passeriformes; Acanthisittidae. The transcript is spliced from 4 exons. The coding region runs from base 1 to 432 and encodes 143 amino acids. Gene Ontology annotation, molecular function: carbohydrate binding. The record is from RefSeq and is a predicted model, not a curated record.
AUGACAGAGGAGAGGCGUGCCAAAGUGGAGCAGUAUGUUGGAGAAAUUAAAGGUGGCCUGAGACCUGCCAUGAAACUCACAAUCAUGGGGAUGGUACACCCCAACCCCAAGAGCUUUUCAGUGACUCUGCUUUGUGAUCCAGUGGAUGCAAACAAAGAUGUUGGGCUGUUACUUACAGUUAACUUUAGUGAGAAAUCCAUCACCAGAAAUGCACGAAUUGCUGGGAAAUGGGGAAGAGAAGAGAAGACUAUUCCCUACUUCCCAUUUACAGCAGGUGAUACGUUCAAGAUGGAGAUUUUAUGUGAACACCAGCAGAUACGAGUCUUGCUUGAUGGACGUCAGCUCUGUGACUUCACUCACCGCAUUCAGCCUCUGAACUUGGUGAAAGCUUUGCAGAUCUCAGGCGACAUCAAGCUUACUAAAGUGGCUUGA